AUUCUAUUUACAGUUAGGGACAUUUUGCUUGUGUGCUUACUGUCGUUCCACCAAACUUUAGCUUUACUAUUUGUAAAUCUUUUUGUGUGUUUAUUCUGAAUACAUCUAUCAAUAUUAGAAACGUUUCUCAGUCAUAUUCUUGAGAAUAUUGUUAGGAGAGUGUAUAACUCCUGGUUACAAUUUUGGUACAUCACGCCAAGACUUUCGCAUUGUGGUUGAAUUAAUUCACUGGCCAUUUACGAGACAACAACAACUAGAAGUCUAUUUUGAAGAGAGUGAUUGAAAUGACACCCCAUCCUGAGGAUAAUCUUCCUGGUAGUCAGAAGCGUUCUCCCCUGGGUCUACCCUUGAAGGUAGGAGAUGCAGACCACACCAAGACUAAUCGGAUAUGGAGUAAAGUACGGGACAACCUCUGCAAGGCACCAGAGCGGCACAGACAAACGUUCUUGGCGGAGAUGCCAAAUGCAACAGCGAUAUUGCCCUACUGCUGGCAGCUCUUUGCUCCAGACUUCAACAAGUAUAUGAGACAUGAGCUGUGUGACCUUCCUUUUGGUCAUUUCUUAGAAGAGAAGAAGAUAUUGAACUGGUGUCCUAUUUUCACCAAGCUCUACCCACUCAAUGCAACAGGUGAUGGAAAUUGUCUACUUCAUGCCAUAUCCCUUGCCUUGUGGGGUGUAGAAGACACUGACCUUUGGCUUCGCAAAGUGCUUUACACUGUAAUGAGGGGAGAGUUUGCAGGAGCCAAUGAAUCGCGAUGGAGACGGGAAAGAAACCUCUAUGAUGCUAAGCAUAUUCCUGGUCAAGGUUUUCGAUACAACACCAAGGAAUGGACAGCAGAAUGGAAGAUUGUUGUUGAUAUCGCCAGUCCUGAACGUCGCAUUGAUCAAACGCUGGGCCUGCCCUAUGAGUGUCUGGAGGAAUUCCACAUCUUCAUCAUGGCCAACAUCCUGCGACGUCCUAUUAUCGUGGUAGCAGAGAACAUGUGGCGUGAUGCAGCAGGCAAAUCUCUUCAGCCCAUGAACUUCAACGGUAUCUACUUGCCUCUUGGAUGGGAUCCCAAAGAAUGCGUCCCUCAUCCCAUCUUGUUGGGAUAUCACCAGAUGCACUUCUCGCCCCUGCUCUGCACCGCCCCGUCACCCUACAAAAAGGAAGAAGACUUUUACUGCGUGCCGCUGGUCGACCAUGUCAUGAAAAGCCUUCCGAUCCACUUCUUGAAACCAGAGGAGGAAGGACAGGAAACCAGGCUUCUGCAGAUGUACCUGAUCUGUGAGGAAGUAGGGAUUGGGGACCGACUCAUCAUGUGUGCCAGACUAGCGACAGAUCCCCCCAAGGAGGAAAUGGAUGUCUUUCAGUCCUACUUGAAUGUUGCAGAGACAAGGUAUAGGAUGUACUCAGAGGAGCAGCAUAAUCCUGAGAAUGCUGAAGCUCUAAAAGCAGCAGGGAUGAUGUCUGCCAUCAGCACGAAGCAGUUGAAUGAGAAACUAGCUGCUGCAGGUGAUCCAACGCUCACUGGACAUCCUGGACAUGAUUCCAAAUUGGAACCAUCGGUUGCUUCAACUGGAAGAUCACCUGUGAAUGAUGCCUUUGAUAUGGAAACUGAAGAGAGUAUUAUGAUAUCAAGUACCGCGCUACUGUCAAGUGGUAUUAAGGCACCACCAACGGAUGCCAAGAAUACCAGAUAUUCUGCAAGAACAACCCUUGCCUGUAAGAAUCCAGGCUGUCACUACUUGAGAGUUUUGGCGAGUGACGAGUACUGUGAGAGGUGUUACAAGGCCAUGUCUUCGGUUGGCAAACAGGCCUUCAAGAAAUGCCGCGUUGAUUCCUGCUUGAAUGGUGGAGAGAGGAAGUAUGAGGGGCUUUGUCAGGUGUGCUAUGACCAGAAUACAUUCAUGAAUGAAGAUACUGCUCCUAUUGGCCACCCAACAAGCCUAAAGGACCUAAGCACAAGUCCCAAAUUCUAUGGACUGAAUGCAAGAGGUCCUGUUAUCUUUGACCCUGCUACUAAGCAGGAUGGAAACGGAAUGGAAGUAGAUGAAGAUAAAACUUCUGAUAAUAUGUUGAACACUAACGUUGUUAAUGAAUUCACAGUGGGAAGCAAGCAGUGCUCUAGCCCAGGCUGUGAAUUCACGGGUAAUCCAAACUUUGGUGGUUUGUGCAGCAAGUGCUUCAAAGACAAGAAAGGACUAGAGCAACAAAAUGCAACAGGAUCUGAGCCUUUGGGAUACCUUGAUAGAUCUCCUCCACAAGAAAUUCCAUUGACAGUAGGUAAGAAGAAAUGUAUUAUGCCAGAAUGUGAAUUGACUGGUCAUCCAGAGAAAGGGGAUCUUUGCAGUGGUUGCUUCAGCAGACAGACAGAAAUUGGUUGGGAAUCUGGGUUACCAGUGAAGACCAAAGACAAGAAGCCUCAGCCACUUCCAGAUAAGACUAUUCCAGGAAUUUCAAGGGGCUUCAGUGCGGAGAGACAAAAGCAGCUGUUGAAGGAAGUGCCUCAGCAGUGUCGUACAUCUAAGUGUGAAAUGUUUGCUCACCCCAGCCAAAAUGGAUUAUGUUCAGCCUGCUACAAGGAAUCCCUAGCAGGCAGAUCUAGUCCUCGCGACACCGGGAGAGCACUACCUUUAUCCCAACGAAAACAAGCAAAAGAUCAAGAAGGCAGCAGAUAUAGACCAAUACUGCAGUUCACUGUGCAGAAGAACAUGUGUGCCAUUCCUGGAUGCAACGGUGUCCGUCUCCAAAUUGGAUCAGGUGACCUCUGCCGCACUCACUAUGAAGAGAGCUCAAGAAGGUAUAGCCCAACAACCACCACACCUUCACCCUCAGGGGCCUUCAAAAGAACAGGCAUGCCAUCUGUGGGUGGGAGAGUCCAGCCCUCGGCUCCCCCACAAAGCAUCUACGCCUCCCAGUCAGGUUACCGCUCUAAUGGAGUUUCCAACCAUAGGGAGGUUCCGCAAGCUGUUGAACCAAGCCAAAUGGCUAGGACAACUCUGGAGAUCUGUUCACAUCCUUGUUGUAAGAACCCUGCAGUUCCUCCAACUUACAUUGCCUGUAGAAGAUGCCUGAGCUUUGUUGAUAAGGUCAAUCAGAUGGAGGCUGCCAUCAAGUCUGUUCGUGGAGAGGGCGCUGUUUCCGAGACUCCUGCUGUCCGUAAAGCUUCAGAGAAUGAUGAGAUGUCACCAAUCGCCUUAGAGACUGGAAGAGAUCCAUAUGACCCACCCACUGAAACAGUUAGAAAUCUGGAUAUCCAUGAAAAACCUUCCUCCGCUGGAAUCAAGGGUCAGUUUCAAUAUGACUAUAUCAAAAGGGUCAAGUGUCGAGCUGUAGGAGGUUGCCCAUAUAACAUGUUUGGAAAUCCUCAAUACGGUGAUCUCUGCACGGAGUGCUUCGACCGGGAUGUCGUCUUUCCUACAAAGAAGAAUUUCACUAGCAGUUCUGUUCCACUGAAAAAAUUGUCUCGUAGUAGUCACACCCUCCCUCCGAAGUCCCAAUCGGCUGUAAUCUCUGGUACUAGCACUACUUCCAGAUCAGCGGCACGUGCGUCCAACUACCAGAAGUGCAGCAGCCAAGAUUGCCACAACCAGGCGAAUCCUCAGAUCAUGGAAGGCUACUGCAAUGACUGCUACCCAGCCUACAAGUCAAAGGAGGACAAGAAGAAGAGUCGCGCAUCUGCUGGAGCGCGGGAUCGGUCCGCACCAUCAUCCAGAACAUCCAAGAGAGAGGCGCUGCUCGGGAAACAGGAUGAUAGUUUCCCGAUAUCAGCACCUAGAUGUUAUAAUGAUACCUGUUCCAACUAUGGUAAUGAUCAGUGCAGGGGAUAUUGUAAUGGUUGCUUUCAGAAAUUAAUGAACCAAACAGAUUUAGUUUAGAUCUCUGUAGCUAUAGUGGAAGUGACUGACUGAAAGUGAUCAGACAUUUCCUAUUGUUAAGUAAGCAUCACAAGUUUCCAGUAGAGGCAGAUACUGGCGCUAUACAAGAAACCAUCAUCUACAGAUAAAAUGGAAUAGAAUCAAGAAAUUAAUCAUGUAUAUAGAAUCCAAAUGUACAAAAGUAAUUUAUUUUUGUAAUAUUAACUCAUAUAUUCAUUUAUUUCAAAAAUAAAUUGUGAAAUAUAUUUCUUCAAAAUAGCAAAAUAUUUCCUUGUAAAAAUAUAAUUUUAUAUUAUUGUUCAUAUUCAUGUGACCAGUAGCUGAAAUAGAAGUUCAUUUUCUUGAUUGAAUUUAUUUUCUGUGAUCGAGGACUGGAGAAAUGGGGGGGGGGAGUAAGCUAAUCAAUCUUUGAAAAAUUUGUCAUUAUCAGCAGCAUGAAUGGGGGAACAGUUUCAAUUUAAAAUACAAUUUAAAAUGCAUCCAUGUUUUCAUUAAACUUGUUAUUUUUAGUCAUUGAUUUUGAGGAGCAUUAGUUUUCUCUCUAUUCAAUAUUCAAUACAAAAGUAUUUACAAUGCAUGUAGGAUUAUUUAAAUAUGUAAUUUAUUUUCACAAUUCAAAGCAUGAUUUUUUAAAAUUCAACCGAUAUACUAUAUAUGUCAAAUGUAUUUGGGAUGAAAGAUAACCCCCAAGAUUUUCAUGACCUACAUGAAUAUGCCCAGCUAACUAUGAAAUAAAGAUUUUCAUGACCUACAUGAAUAUGCCCAGCUAACUAUGAAAUAAAGAUUUUCAUGACCUACAUGAAUAUGCCCAGCUAACUAUGAAAUAAAGAUUUUCAUGACCUACAUGAAUAUGCUCAGCUAACUAUGAAAUAAAUUAUGUUGGAUAUGAUUUCCAUUUCCAUGAAUGAUUAAGUUUUAUUGGAAAUUAAGUAAAAUGCAGGCAUGUUAUUAAAACCCGAUUAUAUUUUUUGCUUUACGUACUCAUUUAAUUGUGAAAGAGGCAGUUUUGAAACCCGUAAAACUCAGCAUGCUAUUUUCAUUCCGUUUGUGUGUCGUCUUUGGGAAAUGGUGUAACAUUUGAAAUUAUCAUCAUUACCUAUCAAAUCUUAAUAAUUUACAAUGUUCCAAAUGGUGAUAUGAAAAUAAUAUCAAACUUGUAGUCUAUUGCAAGCCUACCUGUUGAAAUAAAAGCGAACUAAAGGUGCUUUAGUCAAAUUACAAUUCCAAAAUUCAAGGUGAUAUGAAUUUGUUGGUAGUGCUAGGAGUCCACCGGGCUGGCGCCACCACACACCAGUUGGGAGGCAGUUUGAGUCACUGCACGCUACUAUUGGUGCCACUAGGUGCUACAGCCGCUUUGGCACAAACUGGUGCCGGCCCAGUGGACUCUAGGCCGGCAUCAUAUGCGAUUUUGUAUAAAGACAAAGAUUAAGCAUCAAUCACAUAUUUUUUUCAAUGCUGUAAAGAAUAUGGAUAAUAUAUGUUAAUACAUGUAACUGUCAUGAAUGCAUAGGAAGCGACUCCCCUUGAAUUUUGUACAGCAUCCCUAGGGUAGAGGGUUGUUACACCCCCCCCCCCCUGAGGGGCCAUCAAUCUCACAAAAAACCGAUGUCUCCAUUUCUUAAUAGCAAUAAAAUAUGAUUGAUGCUUAAUCAAUGUUACAUAUAUAUUGUGAUUUGUUAGGUCAGCAACUCUCAUGUAUCAAGACUCGUCCAAUUUAAAGCUGUUUUUGAUGACACUCAUUUGGAUACCUCAGACAUCAUACAGUGCCAAGAGAGAAAACAAAAUCUGAUCAUUUCAUUAUUGAUGAUUUAUCAUAAGUUAUUUUUGGGAUUCAAACAUUAUUUUAAAGAAAAAGGACCUUUAUUUCUUUACCAUUUACUUUGACUGAGGUAUCAAAUUAAAGAUCAGAUAUUGAAAUUUUUUGACGCAUGAUUUUGUUUUUGAAAUUCAGAUACCCUCUGCCAAGUGACUUUUGGUUUCUUUUCUUUUCUUUUCCACUCGCGUGUGAAUUGGGGAUCAUCUUAAGUUAGAAUAAAUGAAAGAAUCUAAUCUUUAUGACCGGUGUGUUGGCUCAGUUGGUAGAGCGUCCGUCUCACAACCGGGAGGUCGGGGGUUCAAACCCCGGCCGCGUCAGACCAAAAGACGUAAAAAGAUGGGAGUUGCUGCUACCCUGUUUGGCGUUCAACGAUUAAAGGGUUAGAGCCUCGUCGAUCUGGCGCUGCACAGCGGCCGCCGGGCCCACGAUCAAUUGGGCAAAGCAAAUUUUCGGAGCAUUUCAUUUCAUGUCUAUUUCGAACAAUAAAUUAUGGAUUUA
Molecule: messenger RNA, 6174 nt
Organism: Lytechinus pictus (painted urchin)
Lineage: Eukaryota; Metazoa; Echinodermata; Echinoidea; Temnopleuroida; Toxopneustidae
Product: tumor necrosis factor alpha-induced protein 3-like
Exons: 7
Coding region: 285-3860 (1191 amino acids)
Biological process (GO): positive regulation of Wnt signaling pathway; protein K33-linked deubiquitination; protein K29-linked deubiquitination
Cellular component (GO): nucleus; cytoplasm
Molecular function (GO): K63-linked polyubiquitin modification-dependent protein binding; zinc ion binding; cysteine-type deubiquitinase activity
Source: RefSeq, a predicted model, not a curated record